This is a messenger RNA of Rhopilema esculentum, 4770 nucleotides long. RefSeq names its product cyclin-dependent kinase 17. Gene Ontology annotation, cellular component: cytoplasm; nucleus. The record is from RefSeq and is a predicted model, not a curated record. Gene Ontology annotation, biological process: protein phosphorylation. NCBI's taxonomy places the organism in Eukaryota, Metazoa, Cnidaria, Scyphozoa, Rhizostomeae, Rhizostomatidae. Gene Ontology annotation, molecular function: cyclin-dependent protein serine/threonine kinase activity; ATP binding.
UUAAAUUUGCAGCUUCAUGCCCCCGACCCUGCUGAACGUCAACUUUUUUCCAAAUCAUAUUUUCCAGCCGAACAGGGGGCCCUCCCGAAUAGCUUACUGAAACCUUUUAUGUUUUUGUAAGACGAUUUCAAAUGUAGUGGUUAAUCUCGAUGUAAAAUGUGCACAGUUUACUGAGCAGAUGGGCCUGUUAAAACAAUCAACUGUGGCUCUUGAAAAUAAAGCGUAAAAUUUGGGAACCUUUUAAAAUAUAGUUUCACGUAAUCAAUGCCAUAAUCUAGAGAUAAGUGCCGCAUAUGCAAACAGGUGUAUCCCAAUAAAUUCGACGGUUUAGCCCCUGCUAAAUUUACCUGCUCGUAAUUUUUCGCAAAAGGUAGUUGUGAUUUUUGGUAUUCGCAAUCUUAUCCAACAGAUAUAACACAGGGUGUAGCAUCCGGAGUGCAAGGACCGUCUCUCUCCUUUUUCUAAGAUGUUGAUCAUACCAGGUGGUGUGCACGAAUUCACUAAGCAAGAAACGAUACCCUUUCUCUAACAGAUUUCAUCUAGGGAUUUACUUUCGUUCCCACUUGCAAAAUAAAUAUUGUUAUAAACAUAGGAAUGGGGCUGGAUGGGUAAUUUUCCCCUUAGAAAUAUUCCUUGCAAGAAACACAUUGUAUCCCUUAAUAAAAACACGUACGCUACGGUAUGACCAGGGAAAGUCCCUGGAGUCUAAUGCUGAUUUCAGCUUUUUGGAAGAAAACUUUCUAUAUUGCUUGAGGAGGGUAUCGGCACUUCUGUCACGAGAUUCUCCCAGAAGCUUCUUUCUCGAAUUCAUGGAUUUUGUACUGAUGUUGUAGCUUGGUAUUGUAGCUGUAUGUGAAGAGAACUGUGUGAUUGUCGCGGUUUAGUUGAAAACCAGCUUCAGACCCCAGUAAACAGACCCCAGCUUCAGACCCCAGUGAUCGACUUGUUAUCCACCCCGUGUACUUUUUAAAUGUCGAAAAAUCAACCACAUUGCAGUUUUUUUUCCAUCUAACAUGAAGUGUUUUCAAGAAUUUGAGCGACUGGAAUUCCUGCUAAUCUCUACCGUUAAUUGCCAGGGAUUUUUCUGUCUCAGACAUUUCCUUCCCCGGUGAUUUCAGUUCUGAUAGGUGUCUAAGCUGCUUCUUAAUUUACAAGAACGGGGGUGUGUUGCACGUGAUCGAUGUUUCCUUAUGGGUGUAUAACGGUCAAUACGCAUUCAUCAUUGUCAGCAAUUGCAUAUCAGCUGUUUCCCAGAACCCCAGCUGAGGAGCAUUAGAGGCUUUUACUGUAUGUCGAAAUGCGGUUACUUAAGUACAUUGCAAAUAUUAAGUUCACUUUGAAAAAUUGCUACAAUGCGUCUACAUAAAAGCGAGUUUAACGACAAAGCUUUUUCUGCAAUCCAACUUUGCUGUUACGCUAUUCCUCUCCUAUUGUUUAAAACAUCAGCUUUUAUCUGCGAUCAUCAAUGUCUGUUACAACAAACUUAAUGUCCAUAACGUGGUUAGUUUUGUAUUGGUUGCUUUAAGCUUAAAUGUAAAGAUUUUAAGGUUUAAAUCGCAGUGAGUUCGUCUUGCAUGAAUUUUGCAUAAAUUGAUUUAGAACCUAAUUUGUUGGUGGGAAAUCAAACGUUGGGCAGGUACAGUUUGACUGUCCAGCUUGCAUAAAUUUUGCAUAAAUUUUAGAUAGAGAAAAGUCUGUUGUUGGUACGUUUAGGUUUGGCAGGCUUGAUCGGGAUAAGUGCUUCGGCCAGGAUAUACGCAACGAAGAAGCACGACGUCACGAUGUCGUCCAAAUGGAGGAAGCUGAAAAUUCUGACCAUGGCUGUACGUAAACCGAAGGAAGGUGGUGGGUUGGAGAAGCAUGAUAAAGUAUCUGAUAUGGGGUACGGUCGGCUCGAAACCUACACAAAGUUGGACAAACUUGGCGAGGGAACUUAUGCGACUGUUUUCAAAGGAAAAAGCAGACUUACUGAUACGAUUGUUGCUUUGAAAGAAAUUCGUUUGGAACAUGAAGAGGGUGCCCCUUGCACUGCGAUUCGCGAAGUGUCUUUGCUGAAGGAUUUGAAACACGCAAAUAUCGUGACAUUACAUGAUAUCGUUCAUACACCCAAGUCAAUGAUGCUAGUCUUCGAAUAUCUCGAUAGGGAUCUAAAGUCCUACAUGGAUGAAUCCAAUGGAAUUCUGAAUUUGUCAAAUGUCAAGCUUUUCCUCUUUCAAUUACUACGCGGAUUGAACUACUGCCACAAGCGGAAGGUCCUACACAGGGAUUUAAAGCCACAGAACCUUCUUAUAAAUCAGAAAGGAGAGCUGAAAUUAGCAGAUUUUGGCCUUGCAAGGGCGAAAUCUGUGCCAACAAAAACUUAUUCAAAUGAAGUUGUGACUUUGUGGUAUCGCCCACCAGAUGUCCUUCUUGGUUCUACUGAAUAUGAUGCAUCAAUCGACAUGUGGGGAGUUGGAUGUAUAUUUUACGAAAUGGUCAGCGGUAGGCCGAUGUUCCCAGGCUCAACCGCAGAGAAUGAACUUAUUCUGAUAUUUAAGAUGCUGGGAACCCCGAAUGAGGCUAGUUGGCCGGGAGUUACAAGCAAUCCGGAUUUCGUUAAUGGUCAUUUUCCGAUUUACAGACCGGAGCAAUUGCACAAUUACAUCCCAAGAAUGGACAAUGAGGGUCUAGAUUUGUUAAAGCAAUUCAUAGUGUAUGAACCAAGUAUGAGGGCGUCAGCCUGUGAAGCAAUGCUACAUAGAUACUUUACUUCACUUGGGCCUAAAAUCCACGUUCUUUCCGACACUGCAUCAAUUCUGUCUGCUACGGACAUUCGAUUGCAGCGUGAUCCUGGCUAUAGAACAAGCACGUCUUCUGCUAAAGGAAAAGGUCCACCAAGGCGGCGACUUAGUGUUAUCUUUUAGUUAAAAAAGAAAAAAACACGAUUUCAUUAAACGAAUGCGGUUUGUAUUAUACAUAUGUAUAUCCGUAGAAUCGACCUUUAAGAAUCGAACUAAUUCAUUAUAGGUUGUAAAUAUUUACAUUUCACUUAAAUUUGAUUAGAGCUCUAAUUUCUUUUAUUUAGUACUGAUCUUACCCAUGAUCGUUAAUUUACGUCAGCUCAGCCACUGCGAAGCCACAUCUCGUUUACAAUAACCAUGGUUUUGACUUCGAGGCCGUGUAGUUUGUCUCAACCAGAUACUUGGCUACUCAGUGCAUAAGAAUAUCUAUGUUUGAGGUGGCAAGUUUUCUUCAGACAAAGUAAAAGGAAACUCCUAGCCACCCAAAAGAAAGGAGAGUUUUUGAUAGCAUGUUUCGUCGUGGGCCGUCCAAAUUUAUAGAGAUCUCUGCAUCUUGACAACUUCAUACCUUAUACCUGACAUGUUGUCGUUUGUAGCCUUGUCCGGAGACAGAAGGAGGAAUAUAUCUUUUCAGGUGUAUCUCAAAAGGCUUCGUGGUGGCAACGUCUUUGGCGUGCCCUUUCUUAACGGGGCUCUUUUAUUCAUCCAAAAGUCUUGGAAAUCUCGAAAAUUUAUUUACAUUUUUAUUGUAAGUUUUUUAUUUCUGCAAGUGUCAACGUAGAGUCUGUUAGAAAUUUUCAUCGGUCGAAGAUUUUUUUAUGAUAAGAAUCGUUCCUUUACAUGUAGCGGUAUUUCAAAAUCAUUUCAUCCUCGGUGCCUCGUGAUUUCCGUACACUGCCUUUUUCACAGUGGCCAGAAUAUAAAAGUGGUCUGGAUUUUAUUGAAACACUGUUCACUUGAAUCCUGUUUUAUGGCCCAGGUUUUUCUCAGGUUCCAGCAACUGUUUCUCAUAGGAGUCCAGUUCAGCUCAUGUUAGGUAAAAUACCCCUUAAUUUAAUAUCCAACAGAUAUAAUUUAUAUUUUGUUGCUUGUGUUGAACCGCCCCGAUGUGCUAUUCACUUAAGUCUUUCUUAUAGUCUUGCUUAACAUUGACUGUGAGAAUUUUUUGGCUAAGCCAAGUUAGUCAACUUGCUCCUUUUUCAGAUCUGUUGACUCAGAUCAUUUUAAGCGAAUGACAAUUUGAAGUUUGUUAAGAAUUGUAUGUGCUUGCAUCUCUUUUUUAGUGUCGUGUCUUAAUUUGUUAGUAUUUGCCACUUUAUAACGUUUGAAUGGAUUCCAGUAGCCCUCAGUCCCUAUGUUGAGUCUUGUUGUUGUUUAAAGAUACUAUUAGGAGACACUGCAAGUUUAAAAUAUAUUGCCACAAGAAUGUUACUCGCGUCCUGCGGGAGGCAACGCGUCUUUUACGUCUAGCCUGCAUCUUGUAUGAAUCUGGCAUGAAUCUUCAAUAGGUCAUCUUGAUAUAGUUGCUUUAAAGCAGCUGACACAAAGAUCAUGGACUGACUCUACUUAUUUCCCGUGAUAUUUCCAAAUUUUAGUUUUAGUUUGAAUUUUUUAUUCCAUGCUCUUGCCAAUCAGAUUGUACAUUCUGCGAUACGCAAAAUCAUACUUGAUGUAGGACAGUCAUUUUAAGAGGGCCUAUUAGUAGUAUUGUGACCCGAAGAACCCGAAGAACCAAAGCACGGUUCAAGUGUCAGGAUGUCGUUUAUAUGCACGCCAUUAUUGUACAAUUUACCAUAUUGUAGAUGCAAUCAUGUCACUUUACUCGCUUCGAUGCCCAUUCCUUGUCCAGUGUUAGGUAUAACGAGAAUUUUCUAGAAGAUUCUCUAUCUAGCAGAUUUUAUGUCUACGUAAGACAAAACAUCAGUUGCGAAGCGUUGUGUUUAUAUUUCAUCUAAAACUUAAGUGGUUGCCAUUAAAUUGAUCAACAUGA